This is a messenger RNA of Prorocentrum cordatum, 777 nucleotides long. Lineage: Eukaryota; Dinophyceae; Prorocentrales; Prorocentraceae. The record is from the annotation of a GenBank genome assembly.
GCCAUGGCCGACAAGCUGGAUGCCAGAUUUGCCGAGGCUGGGCUCGGUGAGAGUGGUCCUCCAGACAUGGUCACGUUCAUAUGCGGGAAUGGCAAGUCUUACACCGAGCGUGGCAUCGACGAGGCCUUCCCCAACGGAAUACAGACCUUCACCCCGGACGUCUUUCCGAUCAUCGUCAGCAUGCGGUUCAAGAAGCGAGACCUCCUGCGUUCCGCGGACCUGCUGUGGCACACGAACUCCAGCAUCAGGGCGUCCAGCUUGAUCGUGGACUCGUACAACACGCCAGAGCUGCAGGGCGUCUACAUCCUUGAGAAGGACAAGUUGGCGAACGGCCUUCCUGUUUGGAGAUGCGAGGGGCAGGAUUGGUGGCUCUACAAUUCGCCCGCUUCCUUCUGGGGCAUCGGCGGGAAGGCGGUGGUAGCCGAGAACUUCAACUGCAACAUGGGUCGCGUUGUGUCCAUGAAGAGGGAGAAGGGCUUGAUGCCCUGGGAUGUCGAAGCCUGGCACUGGAGCAACGGCGAGACGUGGAAAGAGGACGAAGGCAUCAGGGUGAGCGUGGCGGACGUGAGCCUACCCGUCGGGUUCGUGCCCUUCCGUGGCGGCUCCUUCCUCCAGGUGAGGUUUCCCGCAGGCAAGUACGUCGCAGAUAUGCAGAUGAAGCUGCUGCUCGCAGAGUUGUCGCGGCGAGGGCAGCAGGGGGCGACGGACGAGAGUGAGGAAGGGCACGCCCGCGGGAGAGCGGCGGCGCAGGCGCAGGGUGAGAGCCAUGGGUGGUGA